ACAUAUACCGGGUAGAUAUACAUUUCACGACGUUCAUCUACAUUCUCCGAAGAAAUGAAAUAGUAUCUCUGUAUUUGACAUCCGCUAACUAAUGUCAGUUUAUAGAUACUUGACUGGAAAUAUACUUAUGUAUUUAACCUGUGUGUUACGUAAGGUUACAAUUCAUAAGGCAUGCUGCUUGGCAUUAGUGUGGUAAUAUAUGUGCAGUAUCUGAUUGACUGGAAGCCUGGUCAAUGUGAUGGGGCCAGACAUUGCUCCGGGUCCUAAUGUUCCCUGGCGGAAGGUUCUGUGGGAACGCCAGCCGUUCCCUGAUAACUAUGUGGAUGAACGCUUCCUGGAGGAGCUCCGAAGGAAUGAGGGAAUCCGGCAGUACCGCUACUGGGCUGUGGUGAAGGAAGCCGUUCUGGUCGGCCAGCAGUUGUCCUGUGUGGCCAUUUUCAUCACUUUCUGGCUCUACAUGGAACAGGGUCUGCUCUCCCCAGAAGUUCUUCUGUGGACCAGUCUGAUAGUUGGCGUACUGGGCUAUGGAUUACACAACGCACUGAGGCCGCAGCUGGGCACAGACCGCGAGCCCCGCACGCACCUGGCAGACCUGCAGAGUGCCGCCAUUUUCCUUUCUUUCACCUUUGGCUUUUCGCCAGUUCUGAAGACGCUGACGGAGUCUGUGAGCACUGACACGGUGUACGCCAUGUCUGCAUUGAUGCUUCUGGCCCACCUGGUGUCGUUCCCGUACGCCCACCCCUCACCCACUGGCAGCCUAUCCCUUAAUGCGGCGCUGUUUGCCUCUGUGUGUUUGGCGUCGCGGCUCCCAGGGGCCCUGCACACCUUUGCCAUGCUCAGCUGUGCCCUGUUGAUGUUUGCCCUGUGGCCCUGCCUGUUGCAGAGCAUCAGGGACCAUGCCAUCGGGCCGUCCGCAUGGCUGUGCGUCGCAGUGUGUCUUGGAGGGGUGGGGGGCCUGGGGUCCAGGUGGCUGGGGGGGGCUGUACUCCUGGCCCUUGCCCUUGUGAGUGUCAUCCUGCUCUGUCCUUUACUGCUGGUCAAGCUGCAGAGACACAAAGACAACAUCCAGGGACCGUGGGAUGAGGCUGAGAUCCAUGAGGACCUCUGUAAAGUCCCAUACUGAGGUGCAUAGGGUGAGCGCCCAACAUGAUGAUAAGGCAGUCAUAUGCAGAGGGACCGGCAGCCUAUGUUGCUCUCCUGUCAACACCAAAGAUAAUGGGUAAAACUUGAGGGAAUGUUGCUACAGUUUUAAAUUGUUUGUGUGCGAUUGAUGUGCUUCUCGGCCUAAAAUUACAAAAGCUACUUCUUUAUACUAUGAUAAAUCUCAUGGUUGUUUUAUUUAUACUUUUUUCUAUUUUAUCGUAGCCCCUACUAUUUAAUAAGUGGGAAAAAAAGGGUCUUGAAUUCCACUGAAAAUAUGGUUAAUGUUUAACUGUUUUUCCAAGUAUUUCCAAAUAAAAAUGUAUUGCGCAUAGAUGAACAUGACAUUUGUGACUGCUGUCUGUGAUCCAGUUGCACAGUGUAGUAGCGGAAAAAGCCACUAGAUGUCCUAACUUAACCACUAGAUGUCCUAACUUAACAGGUUAAGACUUUUCGUUUUCCUGUGGUAUGAAUAAUUUUGUUAUUCUAAAUUAAUUACAUAUUGCUUCUCCAAGCAAUGUGAGCUGGAACAAUAUAUAUCAAUACCUCUGUGUGACUACAUUCCUAGGUGAUAGACACGAUGUAUAUGUUUUCUACAGUUUCUGGUGCACCAAGUUUCUCUGGAAUUCAAAGAGUGAAGACAACGGGGACUGCCAUACAUGUUUACCAUGUCUUUCCCAACCGAUUCUGACUUAGAAAUUAUGCAUAUUAAUAAAACGUAUGUACUUAAGUAUUUUGCUGAAUGGUUGCUCUUAAAAUAAAGUAUACGUUUUCCCCUGGUAAAUGUAUCCAAUUGUAUAUAUUCACCUUUGUCAUAGCAGAUUGAGCAAUUUUACACAUUUUUGUUGACGGAGCUCAGGCAAAUUAGAGAUUUCCGGAGACAAAGCCAGAGUACAACCUUUCUGGACAAAGAUUUUUAUGUGCAACACAGGUCCAAACGCAGACAUGAAGUUUUCUGGGGGAGGAAUAAUUUGGCACACUACUAUACUGCUGGAUUACACAUUGUGCACCUCAUUGACAUCUCUCAGCCUGAAUGAUUGUUGGUGUAUAUGGGAAAUGUAGUUAUCGAUAGAAAAGCAUAAUCUGAAAUAACAGGAAACUGGAUGCUGCAUCCUGAAAUAGUUGAAUGUGUUGUAUGUGUAAUUUUUUUCACUAAAUUGAAACUUGCCGUCAAGUUUAGGCCAAUGAACAAAUAUACUUGAUAUUAUAAUGCUACAUAUAAAAGCAUGCUUUAACAACUAAAU
Molecule: messenger RNA, 2384 nt
Organism: Gadus chalcogrammus (walleye pollock)
Lineage: Eukaryota; Metazoa; Chordata; Actinopteri; Gadiformes; Gadidae
Gene: pigc
Product: phosphatidylinositol glycan anchor biosynthesis, class C
Exons: 3
Coding region: 239-1123 (294 amino acids)
Biological process (GO): GPI anchor biosynthetic process
Cellular component (GO): glycosylphosphatidylinositol-N-acetylglucosaminyltransferase (GPI-GnT) complex; membrane
Source: RefSeq, a predicted model, not a curated record